This is a messenger RNA of Cylindrotheca closterium, 687 nucleotides long. The record is from the annotation of a GenBank genome assembly. Lineage: Eukaryota; Bacillariophyta; Bacillariophyceae; Bacillariales; Bacillariaceae.
AUGUCGGACCCUCGGGUUAUUAAUUUCGCCUGCUUUGUUGCCGGUGCUGCUGCCUGUCUUCUAGUCUCCGAUGCCUUGAACAAAAAGACUGGCAGAAACGAUGGUGCAUCCGCGGAAGGAAAGGAUCUUUCCCUAUUUUACGGAGACGAGAAAGAGCUGACCACCAUCACGGAUUCUCGAAAGUUCUUGCCGUCCGAUGUCUAUGGGGAAUUGGUGCGAAAGUGUGUCGUUUGUUGUGUCGACAUUGUCGUUGUUCGCAGGGAUAAGGAAACUGGAAAGAAACAAUGCGUCUUGGUGGAGAGAGCCAGUGAGCCAGCCAAAGGAGUAUGGUGGUGGCCUGGAGGUAGAUUGCUGAAGGGCGAAACAUUCUUUGAUGCUGCAAAGAGAAAGACGCAACAAGAGACUGGUUUGAAAAGCAUUACUCCGAUCCAAGUCCUCGGUGUCUGGAACACUUUCUUCCCAGCAAGUGCUUGGGAUUCUCAGGAAGAAAAGGGAACUCAGACAGUGAAUGCAAUCGUUCUUGUUGAACUUGGAGGCGAUGAUAAUGAUAUCGUGUUGGAUGCCCAGAGCGAACGGUGGCGUUGGAUCGGACUGGAUCCAGAAGAAGCAAAAGCAAAUAGCGAAGACAGAUAUGUCAUCGAGGCGCUAGAGAGACUGGAUACAUGGAACCCAUCGUACAAGAACUAG